Messenger RNA from Lacerta agilis (Sand lizard), 2590 nucleotides. RefSeq names its product tyrosine 3-monooxygenase/tryptophan 5-monooxygenase activation protein beta (gene YWHAB). Gene Ontology annotation, cellular component: cytoplasm. Bases 108 to 842 code for a protein of 244 amino acids. The transcript has 6 exons. Gene Ontology annotation, biological process: signal transduction. Lineage: Eukaryota; Metazoa; Chordata; Lepidosauria; Squamata; Lacertidae. The record is from RefSeq and is a predicted model, not a curated record.
CUGCCGCGCGCCGAGAGAGAGAGACGCUUCAUUCCGCCCGGGGACGACGAGUCUUUUUUGGAGGCCUGUAAGCCGCCUUCGCCUUCGCCUUAGCGUCAGGAACAAACAUGGAUAAAAGUGAGUUGGUACAGAAGGCCAAACUUGCUGAGCAGGCAGAGCGCUAUGAUGAUAUGGCUGCUGCCAUGAAGGCUGUCACUGAGCAGGGACAUGAGCUGUCCAAUGAAGAAAGGAAUCUCCUCUCUGUUGCCUACAAGAACGUGGUUGGUGCCCGUCGUUCUUCGUGGCGUGUCAUCUCCAGCAUUGAACAGAAGACGGAAAGAAAUGAGAAGAAACAGCAGAUGGGAAGAGAAUAUCGUGAGAAGAUUGAGGCUGAACUGAAGGACAUCUGCAAUGAUGUUCUGGAACUGCUGGAUAAGUACCUUAUUGCUAAUGCCACACAGCCAGAAAGCAAAGUCUUCUAUUUGAAAAUGAAAGGAGAUUACUAUAGAUACCUUUCAGAAGUGGCAUCUGGAGAAAGCAAGCAAACAACAGUAGCAAAUUCUCAGCAGGCAUAUCAAGAAGCAUUUGAAAUCAGCAAGAAAGAGAUGCAACCAACACAUCCUAUUCGACUUGGUCUGGCACUUAAUUUCUCUGUGUUCUACUAUGAGAUACUAAACUCACCAGAGAAAGCCUGCAGUCUGGCAAAGACGGCAUUUGAUGAAGCAAUAGCUGAACUGGACACACUGAAUGAAGAAUCUUACAAAGAUAGUACUCUGAUUAUGCAGCUACUUAGAGAUAACCUUACUCUAUGGACAUCGGAAAACCAGGGAGAUGAAGGGGAAGCUGGGGAGGGCGAGAACUAAUGGCUGUCACGCUUCACUAUAUGUUCAAUGUCACUCUGUAUCCUACACGUUAUAUCCCUUUGUGCGACAAGCAAAAAGAAUAGUACAUCGACUUCACAACCUCAACGUAGCAAACUGUCUGUGGGGUAAAAACAAUUGGUUGGUGUUCUGUGUACAUAAAAUGGAGAUCAAUUGAGCAAUGGCAUUUUGAACCUUUCCUAUUAUGAACACUUACAAUUAUGAUUACUGUGUUUAUAUUUUUUUUUAACUGAACACUGUGAUUAUGGGUUUUGCGAUUGCAGUUGACUAUACAAAACUCUAAAUGAUGGAAGAGUAGAUAUCAAUCAUGUAAUUCAUUGGAAAGAUUAUAAUCUGGGAUCAAAGUAGUCGAAGUACAAUUCUGUUGUAAAGUUGUACAGAAAAUUAUAGAGAUUAUAUUGUGACACUGCAACAUGGAAGGGAAACAAUCUAUUGUGCGGCAUUCCAGUUCAGUAGUUCACUUCUGUGAAUUUAAUAGGCACAUUCAUUCAGAAAUUUUUGUUUUUGAAAUAAUAAUGCUGGACACGCUGCUUUUCAGCCAAAUGCUCAUGUCAAAUGUAAACAUUUUCUGAGGCCUCAAUUUAAACGGCAGCCUAAGUUCCAGACUCCUUAGCAGUGGCAGAACACUGGUGCUUUGUCUCUGGAGAAACAGCCCAGUCCUCUUUCUGUGGACAUCAAGCCCCUUCCCACAGCAAUAAGUUAACAUAUUUACAAUAUGGACUAUUCUUGGUAGUGAAUUUUUAGAGCACUAUCAUGGAAUUUCAACAGGAUAUUUCUGUUUUUAUGGCCUUAUUAGUUGCUGGGUAGGCAUGCUAAAUAGAACUGUUUUCCCACUUUAAAAUCCUAAAAUCUUAAUCUCCCUCCUCACUUCAGGGAGGAGGCCUGCCCCUUUGAAUAAUCUGAAAGAGCUCUUUGCAUGGAUUGUGUUCUCCCACCCAGUCCCAUUCCUACUUCAGUUUAAAGCCUGAGGUCCUUUGUGUAUGCUGUUAAAUCUUUGAUGAUGGGAGCAUCUUAAAUAUGUUGGAAUACAGUUUUCACUUAGAUGCUGAAAGCUUGCCAGUGCUGUAGUUCUCAGCUCUUGGCAUCUGCCCACUCCUGGGUCACAAGAUCCUGUUAAAAAUUUUCCCAUAGCUGCCUUAGGAAUACAGACCAUAAACAUGCAUAUUAAUUGUUAGCUUGAGAUACUGAAAUUCCAAAUGUUCAAUUGUUUAUAAACCUGUCCAGUCAAAUACCAGAAUUCAAUAGGAGUUGCAUGAAUAAUGCAGAGGAAAGAUUUGAAUACUCACCCUUUCCAAUCUUUUUAAUAUCGUUCCUCUGCCUAUAGCAUUCCACUUAGAUCAUAGAAUCCAUCUGUUCGUCUUUUCAUCUGUUGCUGAAGAGAGAAAUUCAUGCACUGACUUCAAAAUUCCCCUCUUACUAGCUGAACAAAUUGUGCAGUUAUACUUGGCGCUUGAUAAAUGCGGUAGUGAAUGUGGAACCGAGCCUGUCUGUAUAUCUGGUAGCUCUUUUUGCGUUGUUUCUACUGACCAGUAUUUUGCCUAAAGUUUGCUUCUGUGACGGUUGUAUUGCCUAGCACACACACACGUGGUUGUGAGAAUAGUAUAGCAAAAAGAAAUACCUGGUUAUUGAUGUACUAGAUUUGUGUAUGUCUUUUAAAACAGUUCUAGUUUCACCUUACACAAUCGGGAAAGUGUAAAAGAAUUCAAAGACAAUAAAAAGUUUUAUCAGUU